AUGGGCCUUCCACCGUUCUACGUCGUGGUGCACUUCAACAAGAUCGAGAACGAGAACGUCUACAUUGGUGGCGAAGUGAGAUCUACCGCAGAAAAGCCCUUCGUCCGAGUCGUGAUUACCCAUAUUGCGGUCCGCAUGCCCGACAACGACGACGUAUACUUCCGCUCGACCUCCCGCCUCGACAAGAUCUUCAAGCCACAUCUUCUGGACAAGGGGUACGACUUCGAGUACCACGUCGAUGAGACGGAAAGGCGACUCUGGAAGAUCAACAGUCUUAUUCCGCCGCCGUUUACGAGUGAAGAGGAGAAGGUCUGGUUUCGAGCGAACAAGCCGCUUCCGUACGAAGGGGCUUAUCCGCCUCAGACGAGCAAUGCGGCACUUUAA
Messenger RNA from Penicillium chermesinum, 384 nucleotides. Its product is annotated as tautomerase family protein. The coding region runs from base 1 to 384 and encodes 127 amino acids. The transcript has a single exon. The record is from RefSeq and is a predicted model, not a curated record. NCBI's taxonomy places the organism in Eukaryota, Fungi, Ascomycota, Eurotiomycetes, Eurotiales, Aspergillaceae.